Messenger RNA from Leptidea sinapis, 7514 nucleotides. RefSeq lists its product as uncharacterized. The record is from RefSeq and is a predicted model, not a curated record. The coding region runs from base 400 to 1773 and encodes 457 amino acids. NCBI's taxonomy places the organism in Eukaryota, Metazoa, Arthropoda, Insecta, Lepidoptera, Pieridae. The transcript has 8 exons.
CUGUUAGGGCGCUCGCCUCUCGGCCGAGCAAUCCCAUUCGGAAAUUGUAUCCGAAACGUUGAUUCGUGUAUGAAAAUCAUGUCAAUUUCGUAGAAGUCAUUAAGGACGAAUGCUAGAUAAUCUGUAGUGUCUUCCUCGUGUGAUUGUAGUUGUUUUGUGACUAGAUUGCGGUUGAAAGUGAAAUGAAAAACACGCGCGAUGUAAAUAAGGUCUAUUAAAAAGCAAUAAAUUUCAAUUUAGAAACCCCAUAUUUAAAAUUAGGACAAUAAGUGCUAAAUUAGAUUCAAUUCUUCCAUAUUUAGUAGGAGUAGUGCUAGAGAUAGUGCGUAUAAGUACAGUCAGCAUAGUAAAUCAAGGAAAUGUGUGGUCAAGUCAAAGUGGUUGGAUAAUGUUGGGAAGAUGCCGCAACGAACGCCUUCAUCCUCCAGCCUGAUUCGCCCAUUCGUGGUGUUAGCCCUGCCCGGAAUGUAUUUGCUCUAUAAGUAUAACCAGUACAGACAGCAACAGAUGGAGACGGCACGGCGUCGGGUCACCGAGCGAGAGCUUUUGCAUCUCAACACAAAAAUCGAUAAAUUGCUCAACAAACUUGAAGAAAAUGAGCCCGAACUGGCGACGUCACCUGAAGAAGAAUGCGUCAUUUGCGUCAACGCCAAAGCCACCAUGCAAACAUCACCGUGCGGCCACCGCGUCGUCUGCCGCCGUUGCUUCGUGAAGACCAUUCAAAUGGCAGUCAGCCAGAGAUUGCUUCCACUGCGAUGUGUCAUCUGUCGAGCGAAGAUACUGCGGCUGCGGCAAGCACCGAGGCUUGUUACCAGCAAAAGUUGGCAGUUGUCGAAUACAAGCAGCAGAACAUGGGGUGUACCUGGUUCGGUGUCUUCGUACUCGGUUGGUGCAAGAUCAGUCCCGGCGUCAGCUUCAUUGUAUUCGGUCACCAGCGGAGAAUCAUCAAUUUCUGGUGUUUCUUCAGUGUCGUCAAAUAGUGGUGGGAACUUGGGGAACGCGUGUUCAGCGAAACUGUGCGGUGGUUCAAGGUGUGGUGGAGCUUGUCUAGGUGCAGUGCCAAGGGUUCCAUCCACUUCAGCGCCGCCAAAAACUCGGCAACCCGCUUCCAUGUCGCUGAGGCGAUCUGAACAUCACAGUAUGAAGGCGCGUCUCCCGGACUACCAAGUUCAUAGCUACACUGGUGGACCAGCCCCAGAAAGUUCUGGCUGGCUUCCACCUAUAAGGGAAUUUCAAAGAGAGUUUCGAGAAGGGCGCAGAGAGAGCACUAUUUCAGCUUCGACCUCAACUAGGAUAAGAUGCGCCCAGAAGAUAGUUACCCAAUUGGAAAUAUCACCUCAACACGAAAAAUUGCACUUCUUUCGUCCUUUAAAACCUGAAAGCAAAGAUGAACCUCCCAAAUCCAGAGAUCAAAGUAAAGAGACUGAACGAAUAAAAGAAACCCCCAAAGCAAAAGCUAAUAAAGAAGAUAAUAAAAAGAAAGAGUCAGACCCGGAGACACCUAAAAAAAAUGAAAAAAGUAAAAAAGAUGAAACCAGUGAUAAUAAAAAGAACGAAUUAGCCGAGAGAAAAAAAGAAGAAAAACUUCGGUUAAAAGCGGAAAAAGAAGCGAAGAAAGAAGCGAAACUUCAAGCUAAGAAAGAAGAAAUGCAAGCGAAACAGUUAGCUAAAGAGGAAGAAAGACAAGCAAAACUGUUAGCAAAAGAAGAAAAGAAAAAAGCCAAAAAGGAAGCGAAGUUAGCAGCACAAGCCGAAAAGGAGAAAAAUAAAUAGUACAUAGUUGUUAAGCUUUUUACAUCGUAGAAACUUGUAGCCGUCUUUAGCGUUUAAAGUUAAGAAUUUUCAGGGAAAAAUACAAACAAUCUUACUUAUAAAAAUUGUUUUUAAAAGUUAUAGUGCAUUAUUACUAUAGGUAUAUAGAGCAGAUUAGAAAAUAUUUCGUCAUUUUUUGUAGAUAUUAUAUAAUUUAAAAGACGUAUUGUUACUGUCGAUAUGGAUAGAUUAAAUGUUAUUUUAUUUCUUUUUUUUUUGAAACAAUAUAACGGCACUCAAAUUAAUUUGAUAAAUGGAAAUAUUUUAAUGUACCGAAGACUGAAAGAAUGAUUAAUUAAUGAAGUCAUAUCGUUAUGUAAUUUAUACAGUAUACAAUUACUGACGUAGUUAAGAGCUAUGAGCAUUAAUGUAUAGUUUUAUUUAAAUGUUUUCAUAUUUAAUUCACAAUAACAAUUGCAUGGUGCUCUAUCUUUUAUGUCGAAUUGUCUCACUUGGCUGUAACCCUAUAGCUAGAUUUCUCGACUGCGCGCGCACUAAAACAAAGUGAUUAGCAUUUCGCGAGUGUUAAGCCCCCCAUUUACGGGCACGCCAUCGCUUCAAACGGCUCGUGAACUCUCAAAGACUUGGCUGUCAUGCGUCAAGUAGGAGGGUCUUUCUAGACGCCUAAAUUGUCUAACGGCCGUUUCCAAUAUUCAGUCUAUCUCCGGUUGUGGCCUACUUGAGAUAAAAAUCGUAACUAUCAUUGACUUUUCUGUCCUAAUAAACUCACCUUUUCCGUACACGCUGCCUGUCAAUGGGAGGACGUAUAGCCUACGAGAGUUAGAAGUCUGUAUGGAAGGCGAUAUAAAUGACUUAUCGGGUAUGCUGGGACAGCUUUUCAUUAUUGACAGCUAAUUACUGACAGUAGAAGGUAGUGAUUUAUCUCUAUCAGGAGACAGUAUAUUGGAAACGGCCGUAAGUUAUUUACUUCGCCUUGAUGAAGUUUUCACUUUAGUAUUUUUUUAACACCAUACUCUCCUACGGUGUUAAAUACACAAAUUUUUAUUUUCUUAUGUAAUUCUUAAUUGUGUCUUAUUAGACAGCGCUAGUUCGGAAACGACGUAAAGGCUAGUUGAGUUAGUUCUUAGCAUUAACUAAUAAUUUGAAGCAUUCUGAAUUAGUAGCGAAUGUUGGAAUUCUGUGACAGAUUUGAUACAUUAUGAUGGUUAUGCUACGGACACACUACCGUGAUUCCGAAAUAUUUAUAUCUAUAAUUGAAACAAUACCUAGGUGUAGCCAUGAUUUAUACACAUAGUUUGAUAAUGCCAAUCAAUUUUGCAUAGGGCGAUAGGCUCCAGCUGUGCUUAUCAAAGAAAAUUUGUGUGGUCAUCAAUGGGUGUGUACUGAAUAGCCUACCGUUUGUUCAGUGUGCAACACGAAUUUAGAAAUAACGCACAUGUACGCCGAUAUAGAGUGGCGAUGUCGUAUUUAGAGGUCUGAAGGCCCCGGAGCAACAAAAGAUGCCUCCUGGCCCCAAAUAAAAUGUAAAAAAAAUCAGUCGAGUUUUCCAGUAAACAAUUUAUUGUGAAACAAAGUAUAAUUCUUUUACUAUUUAACAAACAUAAAUAUAAACGGAAAUAAGAAUUAUAUGAAAGUAUUUUUUUGAGUUAACGAACGGAACCAUCCGAGCUCUUUUCGCCAAAAAAUAGUUGAUGAUUUCGCUGAAUUCCAGUUCGCAAAAUAAACCUCUUUCAAUGCUCUGGAGGGAAGGCCUUAAUAGAGAUGGUUUUUCUCAUCGUGCCUAUUUUUAUAAUUUUCAUUUUUGAAAAUGAGCGCCCUCCAGUGCAAUUUGAUACCACCAAAAUACUAGUCUGAAUUUUAAAUUUUUUUUCCGAAGUCCCUAUUGUGGGGUCUCUUCUUUUGCGGAGUCCCUGUGGCAAUAACCCCGGUUGCCCUCCCCUGAAUCCAGCUCUGUGGAGUGGGGGGUGAAUAGGAAGGCCCCCUGAGUUCCUAAAAUUACAUAUUCAAAACUGAACUCUGUUUUAAUGUUCAGUUAAAUUUAGAAUAGGUAUGUGGCAAUUAAUUAGUUGAUGACUUAAUUAAUGACUUUCGUAAUGAUACCACAAAUUGGUAUUGAGGCCACCGCCGACUGGCUAUUUAAAUUAUUAAUUUGAUUGUAUUGACAUUUUAUUUAAAAAAAAAAGAAGCCCGCUGAGUUUCUUGCGCCGCCUCUUCUCAGGUUAUAUGGUUAGUAGUUUUUGACUUCCAAUUGAAUAAUCAUCGUGUAUUGGUUUCUUUGAAAAGUAAUAUAACAUAAUAAACGUUCAUAAUGUACAACACCCGCAGCUUGCAGCUUCAACUAACACCUUGGAGAAAGAAAUACUCAUUUCAAAUAAUUCAUUGCUACAUCUAAGUAGGUAAUAUUAAGUGUAAUCAGUUCCCGCGGGAAUAGCGGCAAAUUAAUUACUUAUUUAUUGUUGUAACAUUGGCGGUAGGUGGUAAGUUAGUGUGUCCGUAGCAUUAUAGCAUCGUCACUACAAGUAUCGUGUUAAUAAACGAGUCAAACUUUAUCAAAUCGGUUGUUUUACAGUAGAAUAGUUAACAUGUCGUUUGUUACAUGGCUGUGAUAGUUUGAUAAAACAUUUUAUAUAUCAAAUCGGCUGUCAGAAUUCAUAGUGGAGAAUAUGUUAUGUUUAGGGAUCCCCACUACUUCUGUACCGGUGGCCGGCUGCGCACGAGAGCGAUUGUAUUACUACGUGUAAAAGCUAAUAGCCAAAACACAUGGUCCGAUUUGGUACGGCCGGACAAUCGAACGGUAAAAUCAAAAUCAAAACGUUUAUUGAACUAUUAACAUUGAUUUACAAUGGCUUAAGUUCAAUCAUACACUUAAUUUCAUAAUAAUAAAUAAAUAAUAUCUAACAGAUAAAAUUAAAAUCAAAUAAGUAAUACAAAUAACAUCAAUCAAUUAAAAUCACAUAAAACAAAUCACACUUAAGCAGAGCAAUUCAAUUCCAGGCUGCUUUAUCAUUUAAGUAAUCUUGGAUAUUGUAAUAGUCUUUGCUGCUUAAUUUACUUUUUGUGAAGGCUUUGAAUUUGUUUAUAGACAUAUUUGCUAUAUGUUCGGGGAGUUUAUUAAAGAAGCGAACACACUGACACCUAAAAGAAUUACUGGCUUUAUUGAGUCUUGUGGCAGGCAUGGCAAGUCUACCCUUAUUUCUAGUAUUAAUACUAUGUAAGUCACUUAGUUUUGUGAACUUAUUUUUAUUCUUUUGUAUAAACAUCAAAUUCUCGUACAUGUAUUGUGAGGCCACUGUCAUAAUACCUAUUUCUUUAAACUUAUUCUUUAACGAAAUUCUAGAUCCCAUGUUAUAAAUGGCUCUAACGGCUCUAACAAAUAUCGUAUUGAUCUCAGCAGCAUUACCCCAUAAUAGGAUACCAUAGCUCAUAAUGCUGUGGAAGUAACUAAAAUAUACAGGUACAACGAGCACUCCGCGCCAAUUGGUCCGGUGUCAUAGGCAAUAGCGUCCAGACGGUACUCAAUUAUUAUAAUUUUGUGCGAUGGUCAGUGCAACAUACCAUAGAAUCAUAAAGAUCUAUUUAGAUUUAGUUUAGAUUGUCUGUGCAACGAACCGCAUCCGAUGGUUCGGCCGUACCAAAUCCGACCAUGUGUUCAGGCUAUAAGGCACCUACAUAGAGUAUCACACAAGAUCACUCAAUCUUCUAUAUAUUACAUUAUCAAUUUAUUAUCAUUGAAGUAGAAACUUUGGAUAUGCUAGAAGCUUGCUUACGCGAAAAAUAUUCAUUUACAUGAUGAAAUAUAAUUUUGAUAUUUACGUUUUAACAUUAUUAUUAAUUAAAUCGAAAAUUUCAAAUAGCUUAUAAUAAUGGAUUAAAAAUAUUUUGUUAAGAUAUGAUACGAGGCCUGUAUGAAUUUUACCGAUUAAACUGUCAGAUAUAGCGGGCGCAAAACAUAGUUGGCUACAUAAGAAUUAUGUAAUAAAAUAUUUUAUUACGAUACGUCACUCGAACGGCUAGCUCAAUUGGAAGAGCACUCGCACGGAACGCGAGAGAUCGUGGGUAAGUCCCGCAUCGUUCAUAAAAUUUUGUUUUCAAAUUUUAUUUGUGUAAUAAAAUAUUAUUAUUUAUCACACGGUCGCGAUGCGGUGCGAAAGUGCUUAGUCAAGGAUCAAAAUCAUUAUUAUUACUAGCUUAGCUGUACUCGCUUAUUAUUAUAAGAAAAUUAUGACAUUAGCCCAUGAAUUUAAACCUAUGUCAAUGUCAAGAGUUACCACGUUGUUCUCAUUGUUUUCGGAAUUCUUGCUAAUCAAAUUACAGUCAACUAUUAUCUAUGCAUUUAGUCGGAACAGACAAAAUAUUUUUAUACAGAAGUGACGUUAACGUGAUGAGAAUGACGGUAGCUGCUAAAAUUAACAUGCUAUUCGCCACACGUUGCUACUAUGAAACAAAAAGUUACGUUACAGCAAGUGAAUUACUUCAAAGCUUGGAGUAGCUUAUGGUUAUUUGAGUAAAAACCGAUUAAUUUAAGUACAACUAUAUGUAACAAUAUCUUGGUAGCUCUUAGAAGAGAAAUUAGAAGUUAGUUAUAGUAGAAAUACCUACAUUUUAAUUAUAAUAUAAAAGUGCGUACCGCAAAGCACUGUGUGGAUAAUUUAAGUAACAUUAAAAAGCAAUCGUUAACGCUUUAGUUUAUUACUUACCUACUCUUUGUAAUAAUUACUAAUAUAGAUUCAGCCUAUUUUCUUGUUGUCACCAGUCUAUGAAGACACAUUGUAUAAUUAAGUAUUUCUAGAUGAUUAGUUGACUGCCUAUGAAACUAUUACUAAAAUAUUUAAUCUGCAAUAGAUCCCUGAAUAAUGAAUUUUUGAGUGAUGGUUCUACUUUGACAAGUUCCAAAUCUCCCCAAAUAAUAAUACUAAGUACCGCGAAACAUGUUUGUUUAGUACCUUUGAAGUGAUACGGAGAAAAAUAUCGACAGCUGUCAAAACAUCGUAAGAAAUUGAAGUUGACCGUUAACCUUUAUUUUGAGCAAUGCUUGCACACUAACAUAGAGUAAGACAUAGUUUGUCACGCACACUUAAGUAAUAAACCUGGCCUGUUUUCAUCGGUUCUCUAGCAGCAAGAGGUUUAAUCUAGACGUAUUAAAAAUCUAAGGCUGUAGCUUUCUUCUUUUUUCUUAUAAAUGCCCCAUUUUAUUUUUGUUGCGAUGUUUAUGGAGGGUAGAAUGAUGUACAUAAAACCUGUAUCAUGUUUAAAAAGCAUCGACUUUCACUUCAAAUAGAUACCUACGGACUGAUUUUGACCUGGUGUAGUUUGGUUGCGAUCGGAUCUGAUUAAUUUUUAUGGUCUCUUCAAUACUAUGUAUGUAAUAAAAUUUACUUUCCUCUUAAUAAUAAAAUUAACCUUCUCUUAAGUUACGUAGGUACGUUCCUUCUAAGGUACAUGAUUUCCCCAAUUUUGGGGAGUUGGAAGCUUGUCAAAGUUCGUCAUCACCGUAAUAUGAAUUUAAACUUACUAGUAGCUACGUAAAUGACAUAGUUCAUAUCAAAACGCGGUAAGCGAUUUAUUUUAAGUGUUAACAUUUUACUUUACAAUAUUUCCACAUCGGAAUUUAUUGUCGAUCGUUAGAAAUUUUCUGUAAAUUAUUAUUAAAGUAAACAAUGUUACAUAUACAUGUGUUUUUAUUUUAGAAUCUUAAAAUUAGCAAUUAUUGGAAUGCUACCAGCAAAUUUAAUACUUACUUU